AUGUCUUCUCGUCCUCCAGUUUAUAUCGUAUCGGCAGCCCGAACCCCAGUGGGCUCGUUCCUUGGCUCCCUUUCGUCUCUCACUGCCCCUCAGCUCGGAUCCCACGCGAUAAAGGCCGCUCUUGAACGGGCUCAAGGAAUUAAACCAGAAGAUGUAGAAGAGGUCUUCUUUGGGAAUGUCCUGUCUGCAAAUGUCGGUCAGAACCCUGCCAGACAAUGCGCACUGGGAGCUGGACUCUUGGAUUCUACAGUUUGCACCACCAUAAACAAGGUGUGCGCCUCAGGUCUCAAGGCUGUCAUUCUGGGUGCCCAGACCAUCAUGACUGGUAACGCCAAUAUCAUCGUUGCUGGCGGAACUGAGUCCAUGUCAAACACCCCCCACUACCUCCCGAAUAUGCGUACUGGAGCCAAGUAUGGCCACCAGAGUCUCACAGACGGUAUCAUGAAGGAUGGCCUGAUGGAUGCUUAUGGAAAGCAGGAGCUCAUGGGGCUCCAGGCAGAGGAGUGUGCUCAGGACCACGGAUUCAGCCGUGAGCAGCAAGACGACUAUGCUAUCCGUACAUACCAGCGUGCCCAGGCUGCGCAGAACUCCGGUGCUCUCAGCGCAGAGAUUGCACCAGUUGAGAUCCCCGGUUUCCGCGGCAAGCCAUCCACCAUUGUCGACAAGGAUGAGGAAGCCAAAAACCUUAACCCCGACAAACUCCGAGCCAUCAAGCCCGCUUUCAUUCCAAAUGGCGGCACAGUAACUGCUCCUAACUCAUCCCCUCUUAACGACGGCGCAGCAGCCCUCGUGCUGGUCUCUGAAGCCAAGCUGAAAGAGCUCAACCUCAAGCCCAUGGCCAAGAUCCUCGGAUGGGGUGACGCAGCCAAGGCGCCCAGCAAGUUCACCACUGCUCCCUCCCUGGCCAUCCCCAAGGCUCUCAAGCACGCUGGAGUUGAACAAAGUGCCAUUGACGCCUUUGAGAUCAACGAGGCAUUCAGCGUUGUUGCAUUGGCAAAUAUGAAGAUCCUCAACCUCUCUGAGGAUAAGGUCAACAUCCACGGCGGAUCUGUUGCACUGGGACACCCGCUUGGAGCUAGUGGUGCGCGUAUCCUGACUACUCUUUUGGGUGUCUUGCGUGAGAAAAAGGGGAAGCUUGGAUGUGUGGGUAUUUGCAAUGGUGGAGGCGGUGCUAGCGCCAUGGUUAUUGAGUCCCUGCAGUAG
This is a messenger RNA of Trichophyton rubrum CBS 118892, 1203 nucleotides long. RefSeq lists its product as uncharacterized. Lineage: Eukaryota; Fungi; Ascomycota; Eurotiomycetes; Onygenales; Arthrodermataceae. Gene Ontology annotation, molecular function: acetyl-CoA C-acetyltransferase activity. Bases 1 to 1203 code for a protein of 400 amino acids. The transcript is spliced from 5 exons. Gene Ontology annotation, biological process: fatty acid beta-oxidation; ergosterol biosynthetic process. The record is from RefSeq and is a predicted model, not a curated record.